AAAUAAACUUCCGUUGAAAGCGGAAAACCGCCAUUAGCGGAGACUCACGAUUGGCUCAGAGUAAGCGCCGCUCUAGGCCUUGACGGAAGAUAGAGCCAGGCUAUUACUCCCCAUUGAAAGGAAGCAUACGGAGCGCAACAUAAGCGGACGUCAUCGCUGUGAAGUUGCACGGAAGCGCAGAGAUAGGAAAUAGCAGAGUAAACAAAUGCGCCCUUCUCUCGCGGUCAUGCCUCAUAAAUUCUUUUUGAAGCUCCCGCUUCACCUUCCUAUACCAAGUGACGGCUGCCCAUGGGAGGGGGGUAGAGAAAUGUGGAAUAGAAUCAUAUAGCUGGAAGGGAUCCUUAGGGUCAUCUAGUCCAACCCUCUGCAAUGCAGGCAUCUCAACAUGCGGUGCGGUGCCCCAUCCAAUUUGAAACCAUACCGGACCCUGCUGAGCUUUCCAAAUGGGAUUGAAGUUUUAUUGUUGCCUUUCUGCCAAGGAAAUAAGUAUUGUAUUGUAUUGUAUUGUAUUGUAUUGUAUUGAUUGGCAGGAGAGACAGAUGUCACUCAAAUGAACGGUACACUAAAACCCGGGGCUUCCCAACUGGUUUUGUUAGGGCGGCUCUCGCGACGUGGGAAGGCCGUGGAGUUCGAAAGCAAUCCGGAAGUUAACCUCUGUGCGCCAGUCUAGUGGAUAUGCCUCUAUACGCGGAAAUCAAUAGAGCGGAAGUUGAUUAGAGAAGGCGGAUGAGUGGGAGAUGGCGAGGGAGUGAGAGGGGCGACAAGGGAAACUACUCGCAAGUAAUCCGGGCUGCUGGUAAGUCGAGGGAGUGUUGUGCGGUGCGGGGGCGGCCUGGGCGGCGGCGGGUGGGAGGAAACUAUGACAUUUCACGCGUUGUUAAAUUCCCUCGUAGCGAAGCAACCUGCUGCUCAUAGCUGUCAACUUUCAGAUUUGAAAAUAAGGGAUCAGCAGCCUCACCUGUCCCGGGGAGCCUCGAAAAUAAGGGAUCAGCAGCCUCACCUGUCCCGGGGACAGUCUACGGGAUAUCUAACAAUCCGGGAUAGCAGCUGGAAACGACGCUGGAAUAAGGGAAUUUCCCGCAAAAAAGAGAAGGUUGACUGCUAUGCUGCUGCUGCAUUUCCCAAACUGCCCAUCCUGGGAAGUAGAUCUCAUCGAAAGUGUAUUGCGGGGUAGCCAGAAUCGUUUUUUUCUCAUUCGGGCGUAGUACUGUGCCACUGUGUAUAUUGCUUAGCAGAUGUUCGCAGAAAGUGGAUCAGGAUCUACCGGGAGGCUUCUGGGUGGGCUUGUUUUUUGUUUCAUAAAAUUUCUACACCUCUUGACUGUAAACAAGGGGGGGAUCAAAGCGGUUUGCAAAAGAUGAAAUCGGGGGGGUACCCUACUUUAAAAACAUGCAAAAGUUAAAAUACUCAAAUUAAAAUUACCUCAGCUUUCCAAACACCUGGGUAGGCUUGUCUAAACAGGAAUGUUUUUAGCAGGCGUGGAAAAGAUGGGUGAGGAUUUCUGACUCCCAGUUGUUUUAACAAUGACAACGAAAUGCCAAAUUAUGCUGCUGAAGUGGGGGCUGGGAGAGACUUGGGAGCAGAGAUCAGUGUGUGAGGACUGUGAGCUCACUUCAGUUCUAGUGCUCAAAACAAAUUCACAGGGUCAGAAUUUUUAAUUUUGAAACGCAUGUCGUUUUCACCUGGCUCAAGCUGGUGGAGGGUUUUUAGUAAAAGUGGAUCCUGCAGGGCUGACAUCUGUCCUACCCAGUGAAUUCAAAUGGGACUAAUUCACAGGUAAAUGUGCAUAGGAGUGUAGGCUUCCAGUGAGAUGAGGCUGAAGGGAUUUAAGAUACAAAGUGAAAAUCUGACACACUUGCAGAAUUUGUGGUAGGCACACAGCCUGUGGAAGAAGCAUCAUCCUAUUGCCUCUUUGCAGGUAAAGAAUUUUAUCUCUAGUAUAGGACACUACAACUUAGUUUCUGAGUUUCCAGUGCACAAUUUCUACCUCUUUGGGUUUGUCAGUUAUUAAGAAUGCCUAAACUGUAAGACUCUAGACAACAGCUUCAAGGGCCAGUUUCUGAUGGGUGAAAAGACCUGUCAUGAGCCAGGAUGGUGAAGAGAAGAAACUUGACUAGCCUGAUUCUGAACAUGUUUGUUCACAUUAAACCCCCUCAGUUCAGUGAAAGUUGCUGCCAAAGUAUGAUUAGCGUUGCAGCCUUAGUCAACUUCCUGUUUCAAAAUAAUAGUCUCACUGUGUCUUAAGUUUUUGUGUCUUGCCAUUCUAUGGUGUUGGGCCAACCCAGAGCUGGUGCAGUGUUUGAAAGUAACCUCUUCGUCUCUCUUGUACGUUUUGCCCAACUGUAUUGGGUAGUUUACCUUUUGCAGCUAUGCAGGCCCUGACUGGAGAUCCACAGCCAGUCACGGACAAUAUUGAGCUGCAUGCUGGGCACAGAGGUGGCAUUGAUUCUAUUCCAUCCCUGCUCCCAAAUCUUUUUUUAAAAAACCUUGCUUCCAGGGUGGUUCUCCUUCUGAAGUUGACCUAAAUAUGCAUCUAUAUGUAUAAAUUAACAUAGUAAUUUGUAUGCAUCCUGUAUCCUUUUAAAUGUGUAUUUCUUGUUUUUAUUAUGUGUUUUGUGUUUUUAUCUUUUUUAUACUGUGAACCACCCUGAGAUCUAUGGAUGAAACACAAUUAUUUAAAAAAACAACAUUGUGUCUGGUCCCCAAGUCUUUGAAGAACCUUUGAAGAACCUAGCACCACCCCUGGCUAUAAGAACCAAUAAUCUAAUUUGGUAGAAGGCAGUGGUUUCUAAGCUUCCCACACACAGGCCACUUGAAAAUUGUUGAAUGUCUUGGUAGUCCAGUUAAUUGCUUUUCUGCUCUUUACAGCAACUGCAAUGCACUGUGCUAGAUAAUUGCAUUUAUUGUUGCUUUUUCAUGUUUCUAAUGCCCCCUGCUCAUCACUUCUGGUCUGUCUCAUUCACCAAGCAAACUGUUAGGUACUUAGAAUAACAGCAGCCACUGUGCCCACCAUUCACAGGCACAGAGGUUGUGGCCAAGCAAUUCGUAAGGAUCCUGAAUUCUCACAGCUAGGGUGUAUAUUUGCACCCUCAUUGGUUAUGUGUGCAGGAAGUUUCUAAACAGUGCUUGCCUUUUUGGAUUGGAGCAAUAUGGCUUGAUAAAAGAUGCACUACUGGUUUGGCAUAUUUCUCAGAAGAAUUAGCAGCUAAAAUAUGCAACAGAGAUUUUAUGCAUUUUUCUUUUUCCUCUGCUUAGUGUUUACCUGCUGUGUGUGAAGCUCCAUCAACAAGAUGACAACACUACAGAAUACAGUAAACAGUAAGUGUUCAUCCUUUUUAAAAACAAAUGUUGUGUUAAACUAUGCAUUCUUCACUUAUUGGUAAAGGAAAGACUUUGGUAAAACUAUCUGUUUAGACCAAGAAGUAGGCUAAAUGUAUGGUAAUUGCAAGGUCUAAUCAUUUAGGGUUUUUACUUAAUAUUUUUUAUUGCCAAGUAUAUCAAAUUUACAAAACCUUUCUUAACAGAUAUUCAGACAUUAAAUCAAUAAAAAUAAGUAUGCUAUAUUGUAUCACGCUAUCUGAGCGGUAAUCUGCUUCAAACUAUCAUUUUUGGGGGUGGUACUAAGUGUGUAAAUAUGGCCACUGUUAAAAUCAACUAGCAAACAAUUUCUUAAAUUGGUCUUAUGUCUAGUUAUACAAUUUUCUUUUUAAAAACUUGGCUAACAGUGUCGCAUGCAAUGGAGGGGGUGCAAUGAAGAAACAGAAGCUUUUGGACACAACACAAUGACAAGUACUUAUCUCACCAAAAUAUCUUUUUUUGCAUUAACUUUUCUGCUUUCUUUCUCCAAGCUUCAGCUGAAUAUGCCACCUCACCCAUCCGUGGACCUGGGGAUGGCAUGGAAAUGGAGCAACCGCCCAAAUCUGUUGAAGUAAUCCAGUCCUCAGCCAGUCAUGCCCAUCGAAGCCCACACAAGAAAGCUCUUCCUUCACUAAGUCCUGGAGUUCUUCAACUAGGGAAGAUAAAAGGUGAUACGGCCGUGGAGAUCGAAGCUGUGCGAAUCCUGGUUCCCAAAGCUGCUAUAAACCAUGUAGUUCCUACCAAAAAUGCAAAGAUGCCCAAGUCUUCAGGACACCAAAGAGAAACCCUCACUCUGUUAGAUGAAAUUUCGGGUUCUAAAAAAGAGCUUAGAAGUGAAAUAGCAAAGCUCAAGAACUCCGAAAGAAGAUUGCUACAGGAUAAGGAAGGCCUUUCCAAUCAGCUCCAUGUGCAAACAGAGGUGAGGGACCAAGAAGUGGAUUUAAUCCAUUAUGCUUUUUUUUUCCUUUUAAAAGCUGCCCUGUACCGGGGCUCCCAGUAGGGAACUGCAAUAUAACAAUUAUUCAUAUUGCAUUCUGGGCGGUUCCCUCACUACAAGAAGCGAAGUUACAGGGAACCAGUUAGAGGGUAGUGGCGCCUGCCCGGUGGAAGUUACAGGGAACCAGUCUUCUUGGUAGUGGCGCCUGCCCGGUGGAACGCCCUCCCAUCAGAUGUCAAAGAAAUAAACAACUAUCUGGUUUUUAGAAGCGUUCAUGGGAAGAUAGAGGAAACCCCAUUCAACAAUAUGUUCCCUGUUUCUUCCAUCCUAAAUAGCACACUCUUAUGGAAGCUUCCUCAGAAGUAAGUUCAGUUGCAUCCAAUGGGAUGUCCUUCCUAGUGUAUGUUUAGAGUUAGGCAUGAGGCAUGAGUGUUUAUUAUAAGACAGUGGCUGAUCAAGAGGUGACACUGAUGGUAUCUAUUAUAAUUAAAAAGUCCAUAUCCGUAUAUGAGUGCUACACAUUCAGUGUCUUGUUAAAGAUAUUCAUAGUUUAAGCCCCAGCCCAUAGGAAAGUAGUAGUUGUCUGCCAGCUCUGUGUCUGUUGGAAUGUCAGUAAAUGUAUAUGGGUUGGUUCAAUAGUUAGGAGUGUUCGUUUUGUGGAGUUCCUAUGCAGGUAAGGGUUCGUAGACCGUGUGUAAGCUCACAACCACAUAUAAAUUGGUCCUGAAUGUAUCAUUGGGAUUGUUGUGGCUGUGCUGACCAUAAAAAAGGCAAUAAAGUAGAUGGGAUAUCAGUUAAGAACAGAAGAGGGAUCUGCUGAAUCUAGUCUUGCAUCCUGUUCUCACAGUAGCCAACCAGAAGCCUAUGGGAAGCCUGCAAGCAAUUUUAAUGGACAAGUUUCUAUCACAGUAAUUUUGGAUGGUGGUGUUGAAUUAAUGCACAUCAAAUGAAAGACUAAAUUGAGGGAAAUGUAUUGUUUUACCUUCUUUCAGCAGUUAGUAACAUUUGUUCAUCCUCAUUGUUCUGCUCAUGGAUGUUAAGGGCCAAUUCUGCUAUAUACUGUAGUUGUCUACUAAGUCUUUUCUUUCCUUCUACCCACUAUGAAAAAAUGCCAGGAGUGCAGCUUUCAGAUGGUUCACACACUCAUUUUUUAAGACCAAACUAGAUGUGAUACAAGAUGAGGAUUGCCCUUUUUUUAAAAAAAGUUAACAGCACCCAUGUGGAGACAUAAGCAGAUCCUACCCACCCCAAGCAGCUAUUUGUCCCACAGGGGAAAACAUACAGAGACCAUAUGAGUAUCUAGCACAUUUGAAUACCUGAAUUAUUCCGCAUGAUUUUGAUCCUAUGGUGCUAUGGAGACAUGCAACUUUCAUAGUUUCCAAUGCUUUCUGGAGGCAAGGAUGUUACAGAGAUCAAUAUGAUCAGCUAAUUGGGUAUGACAUUGUAGAAGCAAUUCAUGGAAGUGGCAACAUGAAAGCUAUUGGUCUCAACAUGUUGAAGCUGCAAACUAGCCUCUGAGAUGUAUACAGUCAUACCUCAUGUUGCAUUAGGUUCAUGUUGCAUCUUUUCAGCUUGCGAAUGCAGCAAACCCAGAAGUGUAUACUUCUGGGUUUCGCCAUACGUGUGGCAAAUGUGCAGAAGCGUUCUGCGCACUUCGCACAUGCGCAGAAGCACUCUAUCACGCUCCGCACUUGCGGACUUUUUGGGGUGUGAAUAGCACCCCGGAACAGAUCGUGUCCACUGUUAGAGGUACCACUGUAUAUAUUUAUCUUUUAGCAAAUUGCGCCUUAGUAUUUGUUACUUUAAGCAGCUACAGUUGUAUCAAAUAUCUUAGCAUACAGUAUUAGUGUGCUUAUAGUUUGGGUAUCCAGGCAUCUUGUUUAAGGAUACACACCUGUCUCUUAGUGAUCUGUCCUAUAUAUAUUUACUAUGAAAAUCUGCUAAGCUUGGAAGGGGAGCCUUCUAGCAUCUUGUACUUGAUAGCUUCAAUAUUAACCAGGGGUAGCUUGAUCAUAUUCCUUGUUGACACAUGAUGAAUGUUUAAAUAAUUGUCUUGUCUUAGGUCAAUCGGGAGUUGAAGAAGUUACUUGUUGCUUCUGUGGGGGAUGACCUGCAGUAUCACUUUGAACGCAUGGCACGUGAAAAAAAUCAACUGAUCCUUGAAAAUGAGGCCCUAGGGCGAAAUGUGUCUCAAUUAUCUGAGCAAUUAGAGCGGAUGUCUAUACAGUGUGAUGUUUGGAGGAGCAAAUUCCUAGCAAGCAGGUAUUGUGCCUCAAUGCAACUUUAUAAAGGCUGCGGGGAACCUUUGGCCCACCAAAUGUUGCUGAACUACAAGUGGUAAUCUGCACCUUGAGCGGAAGUUCUGGAGUUGAACAUAAAUCCAUUCUAAGCCCCUAGAGGACAUGCAAAGACCCCAUGUGUGGGAUACAGGAAAGCUAUUUGUGGGGGAUUGAUGGCUGUUUAAGAUUAAGAUGGAUCCUUGGGUGCUAAGAGCCAAAAGACAGUUGAGGGUAAGGAAAGCCUUGUCAAACUCCUUGUGUCUUAUUCACAGCAACCUAGACCUGAGCAGUGGCAUAGCAGUACAGUUGGAGAUGCCACUGAUGAGGUGGAAGAAGGCUGGAAAUGCUGGGCUUUCUGAGGACUGCUGCUCCUGUGCUGCAUAUAACUUUGAAUAGUAUAACUGGGGGCUUCGUAGACUUAGCCCAUCUUGCUGACCCUGAGCUGCUUCCCUCAUAGGCUUGCUUAUGAGAUUGAAAUAGAGAGUACAGUCGGUUUCUAUGCAGCAGAUCCACAAUUCCUCUUUCCUUGCAGGCCAAGUAUCAGCCUUCCACUUCCAGAUGUGUCUUGCUUUACACUUCUAAAUACCAUAAAAAGAUACACAAGCCUAACAGUGUUUUUCAGUUAGCUCUUGAUCAGUAGCACCACCACAGCCCCAAAGAUAAAAAGCAGUUUAGAAGUUUGGUUCCUGAAGAAGUAGCCGGCCAGAAUUACCCCUCCUCCUUGCUGCUGUUUUACACCUUGCUGGAUAAGUCCAUGCACAAAGUAAAUAAGGUGCAUUGGAUAAGGUGUUCAGAUGUCAGUGCAGCAAAUUUACGUUCUCAGGGUGACUGACUCAAAGUUGCCUUCUUUCAGUCUAAUUCAUAUCCUAGCCUGAUCGCUGAAACAGUCCAGAGGGGAGUGGGUGGUGGUUUCUCCUGUUACCAUUUCCGUCCUAUGGAAGAUCUUUCCAGCAGAGAUUUGACAGGCAUCCUCGCUUUUGACUUUUUAUGCCAGCAGGCCUAUGUGGCUGUUCAAAAUUUUCUGUAUUGCUUUUAAAAAUUGUUUUAUGUUGUUGUACAGUGCCCUGAUGGUUUGCGAAAUGGUUACUUUAAAUUAUAAAUACCUUGCAGUAUUAUGAGAAUAAAGUAAGUGUUCCCGAGUGGGGAGCAGGCUAAGAGUGUCAUAAUAACAACGUAAUGUACUUCAGAUCAACAAGCUGAUUUCUUCUUAUUUUUCAGUUAUAGCCAUUCAGGGUGCAUCCUGUAAGCAUUACCACUUCAUGUGUACACAGCAAGUUAUCUGCUAAUGUAACAUGAAUUAGGAUUUUAAGUAGAUAAAUUCCUUUACCUGUCUGAGACACAUUUGGGAUUUCUUCUACAGAGUGAUGACUGAUGAGCUGACUAAUUCCAGAGCAGUUCUCCAGCGUCAAACCAGGGAUGCACAGAGUGCAAUUCAGGAUCUGUUAAGUGAACGUGACCAGUUUCGCCAAGAGAUGAUUGCUGCACAGAAGUAUGAACAUUUGGUUUUCCCCCAACUUCUAACAGCUCCUUCCCCAUUUGCACCUGUGGGUCAUUCAUAUCCAUAUUUGUGGGUGGGGGUAGGGAACAGCAUUCUGACAUCUCCUUAACAAUCAACAGGUUUAUCGUUGCAUACCAUUUCAUGGCUUGGGAUUCUUCUAACACACAUUGUCAUAGCCUCUGCUUCAGGAAGGGACUCUGGAGGUGCUCAAGGUCUCCCCAGUCCUUCAUGCAAGAUUUCCAAUCAGAAGCUUUGUCCAGAAACUGUACGAUGUUCCUUUUAGCAUCAAGAUUGUAUCUGGUAGUUUCUGCAUUUGAAUGCUGUCUCCCACCUUCCUUACUUACCCUGCUAAAUCUUUUCACAGUGGUCUAGAAUGUUAGUCACCAAAAUAAACUAUUAUCUUUAUUUUCUAUACAGAUUGCUGGAGGAGCUGCUGGUUUCUCUGCAAUGGGGAAGGCAGCAAACUUAUUAUCCUAGCGCACAGCCUCAUAGUACAGCAGAAUUAGCAGCUGUCAACCACAAGCUAGCUAGAGCAGUGACCUCACACCUGCUUGGAAACACUGACAGCACUAACAGUCCCAAAAAGGGCUCUUCGCUGACAGAACUCUGCAACACACCUGCUGAGAAAAUGGCUGAAAUGGUAAAAACCCUUUCAUUUUGGCCUCACAAUUUACCUUUUUUAAAAAAAAUAUUUUUAUUAAAGAUUUCUCAAUUUACUCUUUUGAGCAUUAAGAUUAUGCUGUUUCAAUGUCAUCUUCUGAAAACACAAAGCAUUAUCUUUUUUAUUGUAUCAACUGGUGCUACAUUAUUGAGCCUUUAACCCUAUCCCAACAGGUCUAUCAUACUCUGAAUACAAAAUUGUAUAGUCACAAACUAAAGAAAUCCCAGCUUACGUGGGCUGUCCAUUCAGUGAAAGAUGGGGACAGUUGCCCUGGCCCUAAACAGCUUGAACUGUGCAGUAUAUUAGAAUGCAGGACUUCUACCCAUGCAGAAGAAACUGCAUCUGAAGACGCUGGGGCAACUGGAGCAGUUCCGCCACCAGUCAUGAUUCCUGAUCACUGGAGUUUCCAUACCUGUUGCUCAACAUCCAGUAGUUCUCCCCUAGCCCAGAACAGUGUUGGAUAUAAAAACAUUGCCCCAUCCUACCUUUACUGUUGUUAAUGAAGUGGGUAAGGCUUUGCUUAAUAGCAAGGAGUUCAGAAGCUCAUCAUGUAAAAUGCACUGCUCCAGGACUUUCACCAUAACAUAAUGAUUAUUUUCUUGCAGGUUCUGAGAAUGCUGGAUCCCGGCACUUGUACAGAAGCAUCUCCAGAACUUCCUUUUUCUGAGCCUUCACCAUCCUCUUUCCUUUCCCCAAGGAAGAAUAUUGGACGGUUUCACCCAUACACUAGAUAUGAGAACAUAACUUUCAACUGCUGCAAUCACUGCCAGGGAGAAUUGAUAGCGCUUUAAAAAAACAAAAAGACUAUGCCUAAUAGCCAGAUAUGUUGUCUCUGAAUAUGCUAACUUUCUUAGUGAUCAGUAUUCACUUUUCUAUGCUUUUUUUCAGAUAGGUUGGGGUUGUGCUAGAAAUAUACUUGUCACACAGCUUUCAGACCUCUAAGAGUUCUUUUAUCAAACUUUUUUUUAUCAGGCUGGGAUCAUAAUGCAAUAAGAGCAACACAACCUGUUCUCCAAGGCAAAUAAGAAAAUGUUAGAACAGUGUGUGCAUAGGCCCUUAAAUAGAAUUCACAUGCAAACUUUUUUUCAAGAGAAGGCUGAAGGGGAGUAUUAUAGAAACCCUACCAGCAUCAAGCAUUUGGAUUUUAUUUCUGUGAAUAAGUUCAGAUAACUAGUUUAAGUAUUUAUUUUAAUUUAGAAUGAUAGUGAGUGCUGUGCUUCAGUAUCUUUUAGAACCUGUUUCUAGUGCUAUUAUAGCAAUUGUUACAUAGCAGGUGAAAAUGUGAGAGCUCAGCAUUCUUACUAUGAUAGAAACUGAUCUUGAAUGAAUUUGGUUAUUGAUUGAGGCAAAAUGAAUUCUGGCAUGCACAAAAAUUGAAGCCAAAGAGUAGCAACAAGCUUCUAGGUCAAACUAUUGGAGGUGAUUCUCAGUGGAUUAUGUAUCUCUACUGAACCAGCUUUUACAGCCUAUAAGUAUUCCUGGUGGACUUUAUUUAAGGACAUAUUUCAUUGGUGCUAUUAAAUGUGUCAGAACUGCUCUUCUACCUGUACUUUUAGGGAAAUGAGCCUUGAGGAUUCCUUUCUCAUCUUUUAAAUUGGAAAUAGGUAAAAAGGGUCUACUGCUAUAUAUAAAGGAAGAGGCUUUUCCUUUCAUUUCUGGGACAAUCACAUUUCUAACAUUUUCGUAUUACACUGAAAUACUAAGCAGAUGUACCUGCUCUGUGUCUGCAUGCAACAACCUAUGUUUGGUUAAUGGAAUGUAUGGAUUGAGACAUGCCGCAGUUUUGGCCUACUCUGAUCUUGACAAUUUUACAAUAAAUGUUAGCUGCAUAUUUUGCAGGGGGAAUUUUCUACCUCUUCCAAAGCUGGUAUAUGUGAACAACCUUUGCUAAGUAACUUGACAAUUAAAAUUAAUAAUGCAUGAUUAUGUGUGCUGUUUUUGCAAUAGCAAACAAAUGUUUAUCAUCAAAUGUGUACUGUAUGGGUGAGAACAAAUUGACAAAAACAUAAGAAUAAUGUCGGACAGUAUCAGAGCACCUUGCACUUUACUAGUUGUGUUCUGAGCACAAGAACCAUUCUCUAACAUUUACCUACCUUCACCAAUGCAGUAAAUUAGUCUGUGCUUGUUUCCAUUGGUUCUGUGCUAGGAAAGGAUGAGAUUUCUUAGGCACAGUAAGUACCCCCAAAUGAGCAAACAGUGCUUGAAGAAAUGGUGAAUACCAUUAAGUUUCAGUUGUUAUUUUCACACUGCCCCCUCCACUACCUAUUCAGGAUCAGUACAACAGGGAAGAACAAUAGGACAGAACUUUGAAACUGCAAUGUCCAGGAGUAAGUGCCAACUAGAUGUUGGUAAAGUCCUUAGUGCUAUGUGCUAGCACAUUGCCAUCAGCUGUGACAGUAGUUUAAGUGUAGCUUUUACACAAAAUACUUGGUAUGAAGAUAACGCUGGUCCCCAAGGCAAGCUAUUUAAAAAGGAUUUACACCACAAUUGCCAUAUGGGCAUUUAUUCUGUUUUUUGCUUUGUAGAACUAAGAACACCACCCCAACCCAUUCACAAAUAGAGACUUAUUCCAAGUUUAAGAGGGGGAGAGAUUAGUAAGAUUGAGAAAAUUAAGCCGUUAUUGAAGGACUAUGAAACAUCCCAGAAGAAGCUGCUUUCAAGAGCAAGCUAUACAAGGUACUGUAAGAGUCAUACUGGAGGCAUCCGGUGACUCUAAAUCUCAGCUGUACUGGUCCGUGAAGCGAAAAGAUUUUGGUUCAGAAAUUGAACAGAGAAUGUUCUCUAUUUGUUUUGCUCUUCUGGCUUCCUGUCUAAGCUGCCUUGCUCGUUCUUUGGCAGCCAUUUGCUCUUCUCGCCUCUCCCGUCUCUUCCUUUUUAGCCAUCUGCAGAGAAAUUAAUUAUUUUGAAAAACUGAAUAUGAAGUGGUCCAAGCUUAAUUUGAUUACUUCUUCCAGGUUUACUGAAACCAGGUCACCUACUUUAUCCUUAGCAAAAACAGCACUCUCUCCAGAAUAGAACACGGCAUCAGAGGAUCGUUUACAGAGUGAUAAGAACACUGAAUACUAGGUGGACCACAAGUGCUUUUGACUAGAUAAUAACGCUUGAGGGCUAAUAUGCAUUUUUGAAGUUCCUGUUAUAAGAACUGAGUUCAUCAUUAAUUAAAGAGGGCUGUGACAUAUAAUGAUAUGAUAUUCCACAGCCCCCUUUAGACCAGUUUUGGAGCAAUCCCAAUUUUCUAAAAUUUUGGCUCUUGGCAAUUCAGUAUUAUUUGUUCUAGUGCUAUAUCCUGCUGUCUUAGCAGCAGGUACAGUUAUAUGGUGCUGCAUGGGCACCUUCCCACCAUGACCAUAUACUCUGCUGGUGUGCCUGUGCAGCUACGUCCUCACAGUGACCCAGCCCAUGUACCACCCUAGUAAGCAGCUGUAAUGCUGAUGUUAAGAGAGCAGCACUGCUCUUUAGCAGGAGGAUGCUCCUCAGAAAUACAUGGGCUCUAGCGGGUGAAGAAAACUGCAGAGUGAGGGAAGACACUUCCAAAUGAGGGCAAAAGGCUGUCAUCUUCUGCUUCCUAGGGAAACAAUCCAAAUUAAGUUGAUAAAAAGUGAGAUGGAAUUGUUCAGUAACAGGACAAACACAACACUGAACAACUUACUGUUUAUAAGCGUUGUCAUUUUCCGCUGUUCUUGGAAGGAAAAACAUGCAUUCUUCCUGCUCUUUCAGGUUCUGUAUCUGUUUUUCUUUCAUGUGUUCUAUCUGCUUUUUUCUAAGCCAUGACUUGUAAGCUGCUUCUGGAUUUCUGCUUUCCUGCUUCAAAAGAAAAAGAAACUCCCCAAAGAUCUACGCCAAAUAAAUCAAAUAUGAGCAACUUGU
This is a messenger RNA of Podarcis lilfordi (Lilford's wall lizard), 12599 nucleotides long. The record is from the annotation of a GenBank genome assembly. Lineage: Eukaryota; Metazoa; Chordata; Lepidosauria; Squamata; Lacertidae.